Molecule: messenger RNA, 2177 nt
Organism: Mugil cephalus (flathead mullet)
Lineage: Eukaryota; Metazoa; Chordata; Actinopteri; Mugiliformes; Mugilidae
Exons: 2
Coding region: 100-1707 (535 amino acids)
Source: RefSeq, a predicted model, not a curated record
CUGUCGAGUUCAGAGGAUUCCUCUCCAGACUGAAGUGUUCAACCCUGCUGCUUUACCUGCUGUCUGAACCAAACCAGUUCUUCAGGCCUUGGUCCAGUCAUGGCGUCCACCAGGUGGUCUGCUUCCGUGCUGCUGGCUUCACUGAUCCUCCUCUACUGGACGACCUCUUCUGCUUGGUCACAUAACCCUCACAACCCCACCACCCUCUACAGGACCAGGAGAGACCUGGACCCGGGCACUCGAGACAAAGUAGAAAAAAGCCUGGAAACUGUGAAAGACUCUUUGGCUCUGUUUAAAGAUGUGAUGGAAAAGAUUGACACAACUAAGUUGACUGGUUUGAUGAAGGGCAUUGCCAGCUUUGCCAGCGUGGCGCCUGGCAUUGGUGCUGUGGUCUCCUCUUUCAUCAACAUGGUCUUGAUCUUCAUUCCUCAGGAGGACGUGGUGUUGACGGAGGUGAAACUAGGGUUUGCCGAGGUAAACAGGAAGCUGGACUCCCUGUCCAUACAGAUCGCCAACCUGGCGACAGACGUGGAAUGGUUCAACUACGCUAGUGUCUACUCUCAAGACGAACUCCGCAUCCUAAAUGCCUGGAGGAAGUUUGAUGAGUUUUUUAAUAAGGCCGGGGUUAACGACUAUAACCAACUCGCAGAGUUAUUUACCAACUAUUAUGAGUACACACAGGCAGAGGCCAGUGUGUCCAACCUUUAUCAUUACUUGACGGUCAAGAGCACGUCUCUCAGCAGAAACCUCAACAACCUGCUGAUGAGAAAAUUUAAAUGUAGCAUUAGUGAGAUCGGAAAGUAUAACUUAUACUUCAGUAGUUUGCUGUGGAAGGGGAUAGUGCUCAACGAGGUUUAUUGGAAAUUAAUUGGCUUUGACUCAACGGGCAAAGUAGUUGAACAUGCGCAGAUGUUCAAAAACGUAUACGAAGCUCAACGGGCAGCUGUGGAGACUUGCCUGAACAACCUCACGCAAUACGUGACGGACGACGCAGAGGAGAUCGCCAAAAAGCUUAGUCCUGACAAGACAGCCAUCGCUAAUGAGAUAAAAAAGAAACUGGACGCGAAGUACAACUGGUACAACUGGGUGGUUCUUGUGUAUGAUGAAGCUCAAAAUUCAAAUCACAUCCUGUUUGAUGUGAUUAAGAUUCCCAUAGACGGGAUCACUGUGGCUGUGGCUUACACUGCAAAAGGACAAAACAUAGAUCAAACAGGAAUUAAAGAGACAGCCAAAAGGUGCUUUGAGAAUCAGCCGUGUCAACUGGAGACCAGGUUACAAGUCUGCAGGUACACCUGGAGCACUCCUCAAGUGGGUCCUGGCUCUGUAGCUUUUACAGAACAAGCCAAAGUAACACAAGUAGCUGCUAGAGAAGAUUUUGUUGAGCUUCCAGUAGCGUCUUUCCGAGUUGAUUGUACAUGGGGUUACUCAACAAGUAAGAUUUCCAUACAUUACUCUUGGAAGAUGCUCGUCUGCACUCCUCACACAUGUAGUAACGGACAGUGUAAGAGGCUGCUCGACUCCAACGAAUGGCUAUGUGAGUGUCAGGAUGGUUAUUACGGAGACCGGUGUGAGAAGAAAAUAGACUCAAACUUGGCUGAACAGUUGAGACAAUCUCUUCCUCAGCGGUCCAUCACCACCACACAUGGAAAACUGAAAAGCAUCGAGUCCAAACUGGAUCAGAUCAUGAGUAGAUGUCAGACUUCUUAGCAGAAUUACACAGAAGGUUGACUUACCAGACUCAAUCAUGAUGCUAUCGAGAUUUAAAGGGGACUUUGGAUGCAUACAUUUAGAGGGUGGGCAUCCAAUGUCCACUUUAAAGGAGGAGAAGACUAGGCCGAGUCUAGACACCGGUGUCGAUGAUGAUGGGAAGAGGAAUGGAUUCUGAUGAGCUCGACCUGCGCCCCGGAUGAGAAGACUGGGGGUAGUUGGGGUGGAGGACUGAAAUCACAUCUGAAAUCGUAACGUUUGAAAGAUGAAACUUGUGAUUUGUCAUAAAUAUGUAGAGCAACGCUGAUGUUUUUGAUUUGAUGUUUUGAUUUAAAAAAGUGUUGUUUCCUGAUUUGCACCAAACCUGUAGGAGAACCAUGAAAGUAGCAGCGCCACCAUGUGACCCUUCUCUUCAUGCCUCUGUUAAAAUUGUUGUAAAUUUGCUGAGUCAAUAAAAAGUUGCUGAAUCU